Molecule: messenger RNA, 4782 nt
Organism: Electrophorus electricus (electric eel)
Lineage: Eukaryota; Metazoa; Chordata; Actinopteri; Gymnotiformes; Gymnotidae
Gene: fibcd1a
Product: fibrinogen C domain containing 1a
Source: RefSeq, a predicted model, not a curated record
CGCGGAGCUCCCUGGGCUUCGGCUGGAGUGGGAUGGAUCUCGUUCCGAAGCCAGCGCUUACGAUCGCAGGAGAAAGCAGUCUCACGCUGGGCGGCAACUCGACCCAAAGACGGGAGGCGGUUUACCUUAACGGCUCAACGACACAGGCUUUAAUGGGCUCUAGCCUUGAGGCAACUGCAACGCAUGUGUAGUUGUUUGCAAACGCAUAUAUCUUAGCAUUUCGAAGUGGACGGGAGAAGUUUCGUAUUUCACUGAGGAGUAGGUUCCCAUCAGUAUCACUCGGGUGCCGUUUUGCACAUGAUGCGCAAACUGUCAUAUCGCUGUCUCCACGACGUCUGAGAGAGACGUGCAGGAAGCGUCUCACGUUUGCGAGAACACGCUUAGGAUAUCAUCUUGUUUAUUUGUUCGGAAAUAAGUGCCAGAAGUACGCUGCAUAUGCUUUGCAAAAUGAAUGUCGUGGUUCUAAAUCUCCACUCGAGUCGUCAGUAGCUUAAGUGGCUAUAUCUUUGGGCAUUUUGCGUCAAUUAGUUUAUAGUUCGUGUAGAAAAUUCUCUUUCUUUGUGUUAAUGGAGUAAGUGAUGAACUGAUAGCUCCAUCGCUUCCCGCCCAUGACACCAGCUCUUGGAUGUUAAGAAUUCUAGAGAAUGGUAAAUGAUCGAUGGAAAAUCAUGAACAGUGUUUCAGAACUCGAAGAUGGACAGCAGCACAAAUCUCAGAGGAUGAGCUGUAGCUAUCUCCUGUGCACCAUCCUGCUCUUUGUAGCCGUGCUGCUGGCCAUCACGGUAACUGGCACCAUCCUGCUGAUGAACCACUACCAAGCACCGUCCAGGCCUGACGGUCCACCUCUCAUCAGCACCAACCAAGACGAGGGCAAUGCCCUGGUGACGGUGGAGCGGGGCGACGGCUCACGCAUCAACAUUUUCAUUGACCCCAACUGCCCCGACUACAACAGCAACUUCCUGCGGCUGGAGGGCGUGCAGACGUCUCUGCUGCAUUCGCUCACCGAUCACGACACGGACCUGAAGUCAGUGAAGGGCCAGGACCGGGCGCUGCUGGUAAAGCUGGCCGAGGAGGUGGCCACGCUGUCGGCCCACGCCAGCCAGCUGAAGAUGGAGUACAGUGCGCUGAGGCAGGGCCAGGGUACCAUCGGCCAGGAGAUCAACACGCUGCAGUCGGAACAGGGACACCUAAUCCAGCUGUUGUCAGAGAGCCAGAUUAACAUGGUGAAGGUGGUGAACUCAGUCACCGAUGCACUCAGCUCCGUACAAAAGGAGACGGGCAGCACGAAGGGCCGUCUGAAGGCAGACCUCCAGCGGGCCCCAGUGCACAGCGCCCGGCCCAAGGGCUGCCCCAGCGGAGAGGGCUCUCGACCUCGGGACUGCAGCGACAUCUAUGCCAGCGGCCAGCGCGAGGACGGGAUCUACUCUGUGUUUCCCAUACACUACCCCGCAGGCUUCCAGGUCUACUGUGACAUGACCAGUGAUGGAGGCGGCUGGACGGUGAUCCAGCGCAGAGAGGACGGCUCGGUAAACUUCUAUCGGGACUGGACUGCUUAUCGUGAGGGCUUUGGGAAGAUCACUGGAGAACACUGGAUAGGCCUAAAGCGGAUACACGUGCUCACCAUUCAAGCAAACUACGAGCUGCGCGUUGACCUGGAGGACUUUGAAAACAGCACCUCCUUCGCGCAGUACGGCUCCUUCGGAGUGGGUCUCUUCUCCAUUGACCCUGACGAGGACGGCUACCCGCUGACCAUAGCUGACUACACGGGCACGGCCGGUGACUCCCUGCUGAAGCACAACGGUAUGAAAUUCACCACAAAAGACAAGGACAAUGACCACUCGGAGAACAACUGCGCCUCCUUCUACCACGGCGCCUGGUGGUACCGCAACUGCCACACGUCCAACCUGAACGGGCAGUACUUGCGCGGGCAGCACACGUCCUACGCUGACGGCAUCGAGUGGUCCUCCUGGACCGGCUGGCAGUACUCGCUCAAGUUCACCGAGAUGAAGAUCCGGCCCACGCGCGAGGACAAGUAACCGAGAGCAUGCCAGUGGAAGGAGCCGGACAAGCAGGAGUGCAUGAUGGAUGUAGGAGAGAGGAGCUGAGGAUGCUGCCCAUAGGAAGUGUGUGAGGACUGUGUGACCAUGUAAUGUUCUCCCCUGUUUUUGCGUGGAUUUGACUCCGAUCCUUUUUUCCGAUGUCCUAACCCAAUACAUCACAUUGUGCAGUAUUAGUCCUGCAGCACAUUAGAGAACUGCUCUGCCCUCACUCUCCUGGUCACUUCUGUGAAUAAUUAUUAGGAAAUAAUUAAGUUAUUGUCCUUUUAAGAAAAAAAAGUGAUUGUUGAUAAAAAAAAAUUAAAAAAUUAAAAAAAAUUACAAAAUAGGGACUGAGUAGAUGUUGGAAUUUAGGAAAUGUGUAGCCUUUUGUUUCAGAAGACAAAGAAUCAUCCCUUUUCCCAAAGAGAUCCAGGGUUGUCUUUGGGAUGGAAUGCGAGUUUUUCUAUUCCAUUUCAUUGCCAUCCUUUAGGUUGAUGCUUUGUCAGGUGCUAGUAGCUGGGAACGGGUGACCACCGCCACCUACCUCUCCUAUAGUGAGGAAAGACCAUUGCCGCGGCAACUCUGAGUAAUGGGCCAAUCAGAACAAUUUUUCAUCCUUGACAACUCAACAGCACCAUAAAACGUACAGCACAAUUACCAAGGUGCUUAUCAGAGGAGUGUCAGUGUGCUCUACACACAUAAAGUCCGCUGUUCAUGGAGGGUUUGUUUUGUCAUGUUGUUUUGGAAUUAUUCAUGGUAACCUGGGGUGACAGUAAGAUGGCUUGAAUCAUGUUACUGUUUAGGGAAUGCUCUGAGGAGUAAAGUAUACAGUCGAUAAAUUACUAUAGUUUUGUUCAUUGAUAACUGACAGAGCACAGCAGACUAAAUCCAGCAUCUACUGCAGGUGUUUUCAGUAGCAUAUUUGCUAUGUCAUUUAGUUUCUAAGUCAUUCAGUGGUUUACCUGCUUGACUCUCUUCCUUUGACAUCCUCUAUGUUUUGCCAUGAAGUCACAGAAAUGCUUGUUUUCUGUGCUUUUUGAGGGGAACGGUGUUAUAAAAUCAGUGCUUUCCAUUGAUGUUUUGUCCCCUUCUCAUGAGGAGAGAGGGGGAUUUCACUGUAGUGGCUCUGCCAUUUCCUCAAGCACAAGGCUAGUAAUGCUUUUCAUAAUAAUCAAAAUGAGUUUACGUUGAAUAAAUCUUCAUGCAAAUUGCACCACAAACCUCUGCACUGGCCAUCCAAUCUUUUAAACAUUUUACAUAAUUAAUUCAUGUUAAAUCGGUCUAGUUCAUUUAUAAAUCAGUUUUGCAUUUCUGCAACUCAGAGCUGAAAUUAAUAAAUCUAAAUAAAGACGCAAACUCUCCCUGAUCAAAAUAAAUUGGUCACCAAGUUCAUAUUGAAUGAGUCACGGACUGAACACUGAAAGAGUUAUGCACACAUAAUAUGGUGUUAAAAUCUUAGAAAUAUGUAUGCUAUUUUAUCUGUUUGUUCCAAUGUAAUUGUAAAUUGAUUAUCGUCUGAGGUGGAAGGUGUCUGCACUUUAAAAAAAACCCAACUGUUUUUUGUAGUAAUGUGUCACCUUUAUGUUUCUGCUCAAAAAAGAAAUGUAAGAAGUGACUGUGGUCCAAAGAGAAGGCAACAGCUUUUCCCCCAUAGGAUGAGAAGCAGUUCUGCGAGUUUAGUCACAUCACUUUUGCAAAGACUGAAAUGUAAAGAAAUGUCUGGUUAUUCUGUGAAAGGUCAAUAUUUAUGUGCUGAAAACCCAACUCACUGUCAAAAGAGCCUGGAAUUACAGUCCAAUAAAUAACUGUCAGUGAGCCAUCAAAGGUAAUGGACUGAGGCAAUCUGACAGGUUAUAUCAAGAUUAUGACAAUUUUACUUUCUCAAUAAGUAGAGCCUGGGGCCAUAGCUAGCAGUCAUUGCUGAAAAAAUCCUUUUUACAAUGCGUGAUGCCCUAUAAAUGGAAUUGGUUUGACAGCUAAAAUAUUCCCCUGAGACACUGGUGGAGUUGGGUUUAUGCUACAAGUGUUCCUAUAGCCUGUCUGACCAUGGCCGUGCUAAUUACAAUAUCUGGACUGUUUCACUGGGCAUAGCAAUGAGUGCAGAGCUCUUCACGGCCUCCCUGCAUUUGUGCUCCUCCUGGCAGUGUACUGCCAAACAUGAGAGAAGGUCGCAGCCGCUUGUGGUGCUGAACUAUUGCCACAGCCAAAUGUUAGAGUUAGUUAGAGUUAGAGGCUUACAGUCAUUUUUUUAAAUGCAAAAUGAGAAGGCCUGGGAGUGCCCCAGUGGGAAAGACCAGGUGAUGUCACUCCCAGAAGUCAGGAGCCCCCUGCUGGACAUGUCUGGAACUGCACCCAUCCUGUGGCCCGUGACCGCUCGACCAUUCAAAUUCGCAGUGAAAAAUUGCCCAUAUCUUUGAUUCAGACAUUCAUGACAGGAUGCUUGUGUUGCUCUGUUCUUCUGCACAUCCUUUGCCUUCUCUAAUGCCAGCUGCUUGACGCUGUCCAUCUCCGCCAACAAAUAUUAGAUGGUUAAUGGCUUUCGCAAAUUAGGAAACAGUGUGAACCAUGCUGGGAUUUGCUUUAGAGGAACUUCAGAAUCUGGCAUGCUCCCAGGCAACGGGCUCUCUCACAUUCCAGCAUACCUUCUUGUCUUGAAGGCGUACAUCCUACUUUUUCUUUCCUUUUUCAGUUUUGUCCUAUGAGUCCGGUUCAGUGCUCUGAGUGAUAUUUAAUAAACCUUAAG